AUGUUCAGACUUACCAUCUGCGCCACACUCCUCGCCCUCACCGCCGCUCAGGUGCCAGUAGCUCCUCUGUACUCUGCGUGCAGUGCUGCUGUUCCAUGUGCCGCACCGGCUGUCUGCCAGGCUUCCGUCUGCAUUCCAACUGUAGCUGCUGCCCCACCAAUUCGUGGCUAUUUCCAGGUUGCCCCAGCUCCACUUCCAGCUUACGCUCCAGCAUAUGCUCCAGCUCCAAUUGCUGCUCCACUCCCAGCCUACGCUCCAGCUCCAGUCCUUGCUCCAGCCCCAGUUCUCGCUCCAGCCCCAGCUCCAGUCUUCGCUGCUCCAUUCGCUGCUCCACCAGCCCCAGUGAUCGCUGCCCAGCCACCACUCGGAUGUGCUGCCCCAUGCGUCGGAGCUGCUCAAUGUGUCUCCGGAGCCUGUGCCUGUGCUAAUCCAGCUGUCGUCUACUCUCCAGUCAUCGGAUGUCAACCAGCUAUCCCAGUCGCCCCAGCUCCAGUUGUUGCUGGACGUCUCAUCCCACAAGCUCUCCCAGGAUCCCCAUGUGAGCCAGGAGUCGAAUGCACAGGAGGAUCUGUCUGCUCCGUCGGAGUUUGCCUCUGCCCACCAGAGCUUAUCCAAGAAGGAACUGUCUGUGUUGCCCGUACCAUCUACGGAGUUGUCCCACCACCAGUCAUCCCAGUCGCCCCAGUCGUCCCAGUUGCACUCGGAGCCCCAUGUGCUGCCCCAGUCGCUAUUGCUGCUGCCCCAGCUUGUGUUCCAGGAGCUGUUUGCUCUGCUGGAAUCUGCCAAUGCGCAGGAGCUUACGAGCCACUCCAGGGAGCUUGCGUUCGCAGACGUCUCUAA
Molecule: messenger RNA, 840 nt
Organism: Caenorhabditis remanei
Lineage: Eukaryota; Metazoa; Nematoda; Chromadorea; Rhabditida; Rhabditidae
Exons: 3
Coding region: 1-840 (279 amino acids)
Source: RefSeq, a predicted model, not a curated record